Molecule: messenger RNA, 2291 nt
Organism: Chroicocephalus ridibundus (black-headed gull)
Lineage: Eukaryota; Metazoa; Chordata; Aves; Charadriiformes; Laridae
Gene: TEPSIN
Product: TEPSIN adaptor related protein complex 4 accessory protein
Exons: 13
Coding region: 45-1754 (569 amino acids)
Cellular component (GO): trans-Golgi network membrane
Source: RefSeq, a predicted model, not a curated record
AGAAGCCACUUUCGAGCCGGGCAGGGCCCGGCGCCGGCAGUAUCAUGGCGGCGCCGCUGCGAGACCGGUUGAGUUUCCUGGGCCGGCUGCCGGUGCUGCUGAGGGGAACGGCCGACGACGACGUCCCCUGCCCCGGGUACCUGCUGGAGGAGAUCGCCAAGAUCUCCCACGAGUCGCCUGGCAGCAGCCAGUGCCUGCUGGAGUAUCUCCUCAACCGGCUGCAGAGCAGCUCCUGCCGCGUCAAGCUGAAGGUGCUGAAGAUCCUGCUGCACACGUGCGCCCAGGGCUCCCCGCAGUUCGUCCUGCAGCUGAAGAGGAACGCCUGCUUCAUACGGGAGGCAACAGUGUUUUCUGGGCCCCCAGACCCCCUCCAUGGCAACAGCUUGAACCAGAAGGUGCGGGCGGCCGCAGAGGAUUUGGCCAGUGUUCUCUUUUCGGAUGCGCCGCUCCCCCAGCCUGCCGUGCUUUCUGCCCGUCCCCUGCCUCCCACGGGCAUGGGCUCCAGCCCCAGCCCUUGUGGCUCCUUGCAAGGAUUUGGCUUCAGCGGUGAGAAAAGCGGCUCUGCUUCGACGGGGGAAGCCCUGCUCAGCACCAUCCAGCGAGCAGCCGAAGCGGUGGCCCACGCUGUGCUCCCCUCCCCGGAGGGGCCCCGGCCUCGCCGCAGGGAGCUCCACGAGGAUGCCUACCAGCCCGUGAGAGCCCCCUCUCCCACCAGGAGCCCAGCUGGGGCUGUGAAGCCACCCGUGGCCACCGCAGCACACAGCACCCGAGUGAGCCACCAGCCGGGGCUGGCCGGAGGCGGCUGGGAGGAGGCAGACAGUGGACACAGCUCCCAGGACUCCUCGCAGGGGAACGGCGAGUUGAGCCGUGCCUCGGACUCCUGCAGCAAAUCGGGCAGCGACAGCCACUCCGGGGCCAGCCGGGAGCUGACCCACGUGGCCGAGAGGGUGGACGCUGACAGCCUGGGCGACUGCGUGCGAGAGGUGAGCCUGGUGUCGGCGCUGACCCGCGGUGCCAGGGUCUUCCUCACCAGGGAGGAAGCACAGCACUUCGUCAAGGAGUGCGGGCUGCUGAACUGCGAGGUGGUGCUGGAGCUGCUCAGCCGGGCGCUGGAGGACCCCAGUGACAGCAUCCGCAUGAGAUCCAUGUGCGCCAUCUCCUCCCUCAUGUGCUCCGACCUGCUCUCCCUGGACCAGAUCUUUGCCAUGACUCGGCAGCAGCUGCAGCAGCUCAGCCAAGGCAGCCCCGGUCCCGUCGCCAACCGAGCAACAAAGAUCCUGCGGCAGUUUGAGGCGCUCUGCAGAGGCCAGCCCUCCCCGAAGAGUGCCCGCCCGCACUCGGACCCCUCCGCCCUCGCCGUGGACUCAGCCCCGUGCACUGGGGACCUGCUGACGGACGUCCUGCCCCUGGCAGGCGAGAGCAUCCUCACCCCCCUGAGCACAGCCCCGCUCCCUAUGGCCAUGCCGGCCCGCAGUGAGGAGCAAGGGGUGGAAGCGGAGACUCAUGGGCAACCCGGUGCUGCAGUGCCAGCCUGUCCCUGCGAGCAGGAGGUGGUGAGCAGGCUGGCAGCGGACACGGUGCCCUCCUGCAGCCUGUCCCUCUUCGCCGGCAUGGAGCUGGUGGCCCGUCCCGGCGCGAUGCUCUGCCCGGACUCUCUGCCGGCGGAGCCGCGGACACUGUCCCAGCCCCAGGACAGGCAGACGGACACAGAGGGCAGCCUGCAGCCAUCGGCCUUCGCCUUCCUCAACAUGUAGCUGCUGUUGGGCUCCCGGGGGGCUGUGGGGGCUUUGCCCUCCCUCCCUGUGGGGCCUGUCGUGCCAUGGCCCCCCGGGGGCUCCUCCAUCGCCCUGUGCCAGGCUCGGUGGGGAUGGGGACCCCAGUAUCCCCCAAGUUCCCACACGGCACCCUGGGGAAAAGCAGGGGUGAGGGAAAGGGGGCUGCCAAGGGGACACAGGGUGUGAAAUGGCCGUGGGUGCCAGGGCUUUAAUAAGAUUAUAACGUCCCUCUCAUUGUCUUUGUUGCCAAAAGCGGGGCUGGCACCCCUCGCUCAGCUGGGCUGUGAGGGGGAGUCGGGCCGAGAUCUGCCAGUGCCGGCCGGGGCUGAGCUGGGAGGUGGGCUGGGGAGUCCGGCCCGGCCAGGGGAUGGUCCUGGGUGACCCACCGCCUCCAGCCUCCCCCCACUUGGUGACUGGGGGGCUGCUGCGGGAGAAGGCGCCGUCCCUGUGGGGCCGGGACCCAUCAAUAAACCCCACGCUCGGGUCUGGGAACUUGCGACUUCUUCCUGCGCCGUU